Molecule: messenger RNA, 4510 nt
Organism: Trichoplusia ni (cabbage looper)
Lineage: Eukaryota; Metazoa; Arthropoda; Insecta; Lepidoptera; Noctuidae
Product: manganese-transporting ATPase 13A1
Exons: 10
Coding region: 421-3903 (1160 amino acids)
Biological process (GO): intracellular calcium ion homeostasis
Cellular component (GO): endoplasmic reticulum membrane
Molecular function (GO): ATP binding; ATP hydrolysis activity; P-type ion transporter activity
Source: RefSeq, a predicted model, not a curated record
UUUUUAACUUAUAAAACUCAUCAAUCUGAUUAUAUCUGCAUAUUCGUAAAAUUACCUGAGGCCCGUUACGUACAGCGUGCUACUGGGGAAUUUAAUUUAAACUGUAAUAAAAAACGCACAGACUGAAAUGAACUUAGAAAGGCGCAAUUUUGAAAUUCUGCGUUUUAUGAAACUCACCUGACACGCAUGCUCCUUGUUCUGCACGCUGUUUCCGGUUUUCCUCUUCACCCCUCCUGCCCUCCCUCCUCUCUUGAUUGUCAAUCUGUCAAGUUGAGUAAACUCAAUAAAAAUCGAAUUUUAUUUAUAUUUUGAAUAAGUUUCUUAUGUGAAAUGUAAUAUUAUGUUGAACUACACCUUAAAAAGUUAGAAGGAACCGUCAAUGAUAAUUUGGUUCAGUUUAAGACGCAAUAGGAUUAUAAUAUGGUAUCCAAUAAGAUGCAGUCGUCACUGGACGAUUUAGUUCAAUAUACACAGCUUUUCAAGCCGGUGCCCACUGUUCUGCAAGGGACUGUGCUACCUUUUUUGAUAAUUUACCCGAUCGUGUUUUAUUCAUGGAUCGUUGUGUACGGGUUUGAGGACAACUUCGAGGCUGGGUUUGUGAGUGUCGUGGUGGUAGCUACCAUACAAAUUCUAAUUUGUCUCUGUUGCUAUUGGAGCGUGCAUAUUCAGUGUUUCCUAUCCUGUUCGUCGGUUAAGGACCCAAUUCAAGCUGAAAUAGUGAAAGUAGUACCAACAUCUAACAAUGGGUUUUCUGAAAUUGUCAAACUUCAUCACACUAAGUCAACUACAAAAGGUAGUGUUCAUCCAGAUGUAUGGUUUAUAUUUCAAAAGAGCAAAUAUGUUUAUGACUGGGAGAAGAAAACAUUUCACACCAUUGAGUUUCCAACAAACAAGACUUAUGAGGAGUAUAUGGAGUCUAAAGGGUAUACUGAUGAUGAAGCCAUCGAUAUAGCUGAAAAGGAGUAUGGGAAAAAUGAAAUGAUUAUGGUUGUUCCCGAGUUCAUGGAACUGUUUAAAGAAAGAGCUACCGCACCAUUCUUUGUGUUCCAAGUGUUCUGUGUUGCUCUAUGGUGUUUAGACAAGUACUGGUACUAUUCUAUAUUUACCCUUGUCAUGCUUGUGAUGUUUGAGUGCACCCUAGUACAGCAGCAGCUAAGAAACAUGGCUGAAAUUAGGAAAAUGGGGAACAAACCCUAUAAUAUAAAUGUAUACAGGAAUAGGAGAUGGCGACAAAUAAUGAGCGACCAGCUCUUGCCUGGGGAUGUUGUGUCUCUCAUAAGGUCUACCAAUGAUAACUUAGUCCCUUGUGAUAUUGUCCUCCUCCGAGGUUCAUGUAUAGUUGACGAGUCAAUGUUAACUGGAGAAAGUGUCCCUCAAAUGAAGGAAUCUAUUGAUAAUGAAAAAAACCUCAAACAAAACUUAGAUCCAGAAGGUGAUGGAAAACUACACAUGCUGUUUGGUGGUACCAAGAUUGUUCAACAUUCCUCACCUAGCAAAGGCACUUCAACAGCUCUAAAGGCGCCUGACAAUGGGUGCAUUGGUUACGUUAUUCGUAACGGUUUCAACACGUCACAAGGAAAGCUAUUAAGAACAAUUUUGUUUGGUGUUAAAAGGGUGACUGCUAACAAUCUUGAGACAUUUGGUUUCAUUUUAUUUUUACUUAUCUUCGCGAUUGCCGCGGCUGCAUAUGUUUGGAUUAAGGGUUGUGAGGAUCCUGAGCGGAACAGAUACAAACUAUUUUUAGAAUGCACUUUGAUAUUGACCUCAGUUGUGCCACCUGAAUUGCCAAUUGAGUUGUCACUAGCUGUUAAUACUUCAUUAUUGUCGUUAUCUAAGUUAGCAGUAUUUUGUACGGAACCUUUCAGAAUACCGUUCGCCGGAAAAGUAGAAAUAUGCUGUUUCGAUAAGACUGGUACUCUAACAAGUGAUAAUUUAGUUGUAGAAGGCGUAGCCGGUAUAGAAAACCACAAAGAUGCUACAGUCAUUCCACUAUCUCAAGCACCAAUGGAAACAAUACAAGUGUUAGCAUCAUGCCAUUCUCUUGUACAAUUGGAUGAUGGCGUGGUUGGUGAUCCUUUGGAGAAAGCUACUUUGAAAGCAGCAGAGUGGAACUUGACCAAAGGAGAUGCUGUCGUGCCAAAGAAAGGAAAGUCACCAGGCUUGAAAAUAGUCCACAGAAACCACUUCUCAAGUGCCCUUAAAAGAAUGUCUGUUAUAGCAGGCUAUCAGGUCAACGAAAGAGGUUUUAUAGAAACCCAUUACAUUAGUAGCGUAAAAGGUGCCCCAGAAACCGUUAAGUCUAUGCUCAAAGAGGUUCCUAGUCAUUAUGAUCACGUUUACUUGACUCUCUCGAGACGAGGUGCGAGAGUCUUGGCGUUAGGUUAUAGGAAUUUAGGGAAAUUAAGUUCUCAACAAAUUAGGGACAUGUCUCGCGAGGACAUUGAAUCUGAUUUGACAUUUGUUGGAUUUGUAAUUAUUUCGUGUCCAUUGAAAACCGACUCGAAGAGGGCGAUAGCCGAAAUAGUGAAUGCUUCUCAUUCCGUUGUGAUGAUAACUGGAGACAACCCAUUGACUGCGUGCCACGUAGCUACGGAACUGAAGUUUACUCAAAGAAAGGAAGUUCUAAUUUUGACAGAAAGUGAUAGUAAGUGGGCUUGGAAGUCCAUUGAUGAAGAGGUAAACCUUCCUGUGAAUCCGUUUAAGACUUCGAAGCAGUUGACCGCGAAGUUUGACCUGUGUAUAACGGGGGAGGGUCUGACGUACCUGAACGAGAACCAUUACAAGUUCCUGUUGGAGCUGAUGCCCCAUAUCAAGGUGUUCGCGAGGUUUGCUCCGAAACAGAAGGAGUUCGUCGUGGUGACUUUGAAGGCACUCGGUUAUACGACGCUCAUGUGCGGUGAUGGAACAAACGACGUCGGUGCUCUGAAACAUGCCGAUGUUGGCGUAGCAAUUCUCGCUAACGCACCGGAAAAGCCACGAGAGAGGCCUCGGGAGGAGCGAGCUGUGGAAGAGGCCCCGCGUCGGCCCGCCAAUAGGCAGGAGGCCCGCGCCGAGGCGGCCGCGCGCCUGCGCCGGGCCAUGCGCGAGCUGGAGGAGGAAGACACGCAACUAGUGAGGCUCGGCGACGCCAGUGUCGCGGCACCCUUCACCAGCCGACUCUCCAGCAUAUUCUGCAUUUGCCACAUAAUCAAGCAAGGUCGUUGCACGCUGGUGACUACCCUGCAGAUGUUCAAGAUCCUGGCUCUGAACGCGCUCAUCCUGGCGUACAGUCAGUCGGUGCUCUAUCUCGAUGGCAUCAAGUUCUCGGACACGCAAGCCACGCUGCAGAGUCUAUUGCUGGCCUCUUGUUUCUUGUUUAUUUCUAGAUCGAAGCCACUGAAACAGCUAUCGAAGCAGCGUCCAUUGCCGAACAUCUUCAACGUUUACACAAUAAUGACGGUACUGACGCAGUUCGCUGUGCACUUCGUGUGUCUCGUGUACCUGGUGAAUGAGGCCACGGCACGGUCGCCUGGAAGGGACACGAAACCCCAGUUGGAGAUGGACCUUGCUGAGGACGAAAUCCGGGAGUUCGCCCCGGACCUCCUCAACAGCACCGUCUACAUCAUAUCCAUGUCACUUCAGAUAUCAACCUUCGCUAUCAACUAUAGGGGCGAGCCGUUUAUGGAAGGCCUGCGCGACAACAAGCCGCUGCUGUACAGUAUCGUGGUGUCGGGCGGCGCGGUGCUGGCGCUGGCCGCCGGCGUAUUCCCCGACCUCUCCAGCAUGUUCGAGAUCGUCUACUUCCCGCCAGACUACCGGCUUAUCCUUGUCCAAGUGUUGAUAGCAGACAUGGUGUUCGCCUACCUGGUGGACCGGCUUUGCCUCAUCCUGUUCGGCGAGGGUCUCUCGCGAAGAGUGACGUAACGCCGAAUGUUACGCAACGCGACAACAUUCUAUCGUAUUACUAAUAUAGGCAAAUGUUUUUGUUCACAGAUUACUUAUUAUUACAUAGAUACUUGGAUUUUUAUACUCAUUUCUAUAGGCAAAUACGAUAUUUUUAAUACUAAUAAUAAUAUUCGAAUUCUAGAAACUUUGUUUAAAAAAUAUGCUAAUUAUAUAUUAUGAUACCGAAAAAAUAACAUUCCAUUAAUAUUUCAGUUUAAAACAUUACGUUUGAAUUUUGAAGCAAAAAAUGCUAAUAUAAAAACGCGCAUGUUCAAAUCAAAACGUUUAAAAAACUACUUACAAAAGCGUCACGCACACAGUUGCGUGCAAAAGUGUGUUACUAUUUCGUUAUUAUUAUAAUGUAUGUAUUUGUUUCUAGAAACGUUAUCACAAGUCUAGUAUCUGAAUAAUAUAUAAUCCUUGGAUAUUUCGUGUAAAUAUCUCAAAUUAUAAACAAAGUACGUUACUUGUCGAUGUGGUUGCCAUGGCGACGGUGUAACCGCUCAAAUAAUAUGUGCAUUUAAAUAUGACGGAUAAAUGUGUUGAUGGUAUUUAUUAUAAAAUAUAAUUGUGUAGCUAAAUGUAA